GCACCUCCCGGAAAGGAGCUUGUAUAAGAGGCUCCGUCAGCUCGGUCGAUGUUCGCAUUCUGAACGCUCCUCAUCUGUCAAAGUUCCCAAAAGGCGUUACAUGGACGGAGAGCAAAGUCUCUGUUCGCGUUUACAGUUUUAAAUUCUUGCCUUUUGUCAUCUAACCGGUCAGCAUGGCUAUGGCUGAAGCGGUGAUGCCUGCCUUGACAUCGUUUCUGAAUGGUCAAACUAUGGAAGGAAAACAGUUCGACAAUAUGUGCAAGCUGGAUCAAUGUGCACGCAGCAGCGCAACAGGUGGCACAGACAACCCGCUCAUCGAAGUGGAGUUUAGCAUAGUGCAGUCUCCUGCUUUACUAGCCAAAGACGACGACGAGCUGGGGAGAUUCGUGGACCUCGAGUUCAUUUUGUCUAACACUAUAGACUCCGAUGUUGUAAGCAACAACGGGAACAUUUCUCCGCAGCCGUGCUUGUACUCCCUGCCGGAGUCACCCGAGAGCUGCAGCGGUAGUUCUGUGCCAGACUGUAGUGACCGCCCUCCAUCUCACCUGGCCGCGCAGAGCUACCACGGCACGGUAAGCUUCACGGGCUCGAGCCCAGUCCGCAGUCUCAUGGAGGAGCUUCUCACGCCAGAGUUGAGUUACUCGGGGGAGAGUUCACCGGAGUGCGAAGGAAGGGCGAGAUGCUUGCGGGAGUACACCGAACUGCGAGCGUUGAAUCCGGUCCCGGUUUCAUCUACUCCCACUCAUCACCAAGUAGCCACGUCUUCUCCACCGCUUGGAUACAAAAUCAAAACCGAGUCCGUAGGCCAGUCUUGUAUGAUGGCUACUGGUGACUUUAUGGGACAGAUGUAUGAGAAUCACCAGAUGCGCUCCGUGCACCCAGCAGCUUUUACGCACCACCAGGCUACAGUCCCAGGUGGGUUGCCGGGAUUCGGUGCGCACCCCAUGCAGCACCCUGCCCCUCAGGGACGCACAGACUGCCAUUUGACACGCAUUAACUCUCAUCCUCAACACCCUAGUCAACAGCAUCUCCAAAAUCAGUACAUGAACGCGCCCUACCACCCGCAUUACACGCACCAGAGUUUGGCACAGUUUCAAGGACAGUACAGCAUCCACAGAGAGCCAGUCCGCGUUCACCAGCAGCACCAUCCGGCAUCCAUACAGGGGGUGAUGCUCACUCCUCCUUCGUCGCCAUCGUUGCUGGAGUUUUACGCUCAGGAUGAGGCGGGGAGCAUCAAACAGAAACGAGGCCGCAGAUCGUGGGCCAGAAAACGUGCUGCGACGCACAGCUGCGAUUUCCCCGGCUGUGGAAAAACCUACACCAAGAGCUCCCACCUCAAAGCCCACGUGAGAACACACACAGGUGAAAAACCCUACCACUGUAACUGGGAAGGCUGCGGCUGGAAGUUUGCCAGGUCAGAUGAGCUGACCCGUCACUUCAGAAAGCACACCGGACACCGACCUUUCCAGUGUCACCUGUGUGAGCGUGCGUUUUCCCGCUCAGAUCACCUGGCUCUCCACAUGAAGAGGCACAUGUAGGCCAACUUAUGGAUACUUUUGUAUCAAAAUCCAUCACGGGACCAUACCUGGAGCAUCCCAGAAGAAGCACGAGUUGUCCCCUCACUAUUGGACAGUUUAUGCAUCUGGCCCUAACCAAUGAAACAAAACGUUCCUGUUAGGGCUUUAGCAUUUGAACAGUGCCUUUUGUAGAGAGUUUACAGCAACCUGAUCAUACCCCACAUUUAUUCAUAUGGGGACGUUUUAUGUUUUUCAAAACAAGUGGCUCUCUAUCAGAAAAUAAGAAUGAGUGCUGGUGUUUUUAUUGUACAUAUCUGUGGAUAUAUGAACUUUGGCUAAAUUAUAGUGGUUUCUAUUUAA
Etheostoma spectabile (orangethroat darter) is the source of this 1877-nucleotide messenger RNA. It is a transcript of the gene klf17, whose product is annotated as Kruppel like factor 17. The transcript is spliced from 3 exons. Bases 174 to 1538 code for a protein of 454 amino acids. Lineage: Eukaryota; Metazoa; Chordata; Actinopteri; Perciformes; Percidae. Gene Ontology annotation, molecular function: RNA polymerase II cis-regulatory region sequence-specific DNA binding; DNA-binding transcription factor activity, RNA polymerase II-specific. The record is from RefSeq and is a predicted model, not a curated record. Gene Ontology annotation, biological process: regulation of transcription by RNA polymerase II.